GAAUUGGCAGCAUUCUGGAAUAAAAUAUUUUAGUGUUUUUUCCUUAACCCUCACCAUGGCUCAGAGCCUAACAGCCGUUUUACUAAAGAAAGCCAGAGGCCCCAGUGCAGUCCCUGCUCACCCACCCCUGGCUCCCAUCAGAGCAGCUCUUAAACCUGCAGCGGGGAUAGAGAAGGUAGAAAAAGCACCGUUCAGAGAGAAACUUAGGUUUCCUCUAAGGAAGAAGGCUCCCAUGCUGGGGCGUGAAAAGUCCUGUCCUCGGGCACAGUUAGGGCGCGGCGACCCGGCGUAAGGCCUCGGGCUUUUGACAGAGGCCUGGUGCUGGGGGCUGGGGCGGCCGCCAGCUGCAGCCUCAGCCCCUCUCUCUGCCUCGGCUCAGGGUUGGGGCUGCUUACCCUGGGACAGCCAGGUUCACCCAAAGUCCUCUUCCUUAACGCAUGUUCACCUUUGGCCUAUUUACCUUUCCUCUGUGGCCUCGAUUCUGCUAGAGCAGGCCCUGUGGAAACCCAGUCAGCCUCAGGAUGCCCCAGAAGCCCUGGUGGUUAAGCGCCCAACUCUGGAUUUCAGCACCGGCCCUGAUCUUAGACUCACUCCGCACUGGGCUCCAUGCUGGGCACGGAGUCUCUCCCUCUGCCCUUUCCUGUCGGGUGUGGUCAGCAAACCCAGAGACAGCGAAUGAAAAGAUGACCCCAGACGCCAGAGCAGGAGGAAGGAGAGGGCGAGGGGACCAGACGCUCUAGUGGGGAAGGGUCUUGAGCCAAGCUCUGUCCACAGUGUUACUGUGAGUCUUAAACGCACACCUGGCAGGAGGACGUAGCUGUAACCAUGGGGACAGCGGUGUGUGGCAGCAGGUGGGGGGAGAGCCUGGGUGCUGGGCCCGGAGGUCAUGAGGGUCGUGACCGCCACAGGUGCCGCGAUUCACUGCCUGGAUGGGAGCUUUGAGGCACAGUAGGAGUCUGGCCGCGCUCAGCCGAGGAGCUUGUUGGAAGCAGGCUCAGCGUUCCAGGCCCUCCUCCUCUGCUUUCAGUUUGUCUCGUCCAGGGAGGCGUGGAGAAGUCCGAUUUGUCUUCUCCAGACGCUGUGAAUGCGCACACCUCCCCACCUCCUCAUCUCCCCACCGCCGCCCACACUCCUGCACUCUCCAGAAAGAAAAAACCCAGUGAGCCUCAGAAACUGCUCUGAGCCCAGUUCAGAAACUUGCUUCUGGGCACGCCGAUUACUGCUUCUGUGCGCACGGGUGUGCCACGAGCCGGGUUCGCUGUGAUGAAGAUGAGGAACCCACCCGUGAACAGCCUCAGCCUGGAGUUCCUGACCGAGCUGCUCAUCAGCCUGGAGAAGCUGGAGAGCGACAAGGCCUUCCAUGCCAUCAUCCUCACGUCGGACUGCCCCGGCAUCUUCUCCGCCGGCCUGGACCUGAUGGAGAUGUGCGGGAGGGACCCCACGCACUACGCCGAGUACUGGAAGGCCGUGCAGGAGCUGUGGCUGCGGUUCUACCUGUCCCAUCUGGUGGUGAUCUCAGCUAUCAACGGAGUCAACGCCGCUGGGGGCUGCCUGUUGGCCCUCUCCUGCGACUACCGGGUCCUGGCUGACAACCCCAAGUACGCCAUGGGGCUGAACGAGACUCUGCUGGGCAUCAUCGCCCCCUUCUGGUUCAAAGACACGCUGGUGAACACCGUGGGGCACCGCACCGCGGAGCGCGCCCUGCAGCUGGGCCUGCUCUUCCCGCCCGCCGAGGCGCUCCAGGUGGGCAUGGUGGACAAGGUCGUGCCCGAAGACCAGGUGCUGAGCGCGGCGCGGUCGGAGCUGGCCCAGUGGCUGGCCAUCCCCGGCCACGCCCGGCAGCUGACCAAGAGCCUGAUGCGCAAGCCCACAGCCGACCGCCUGCUCAAGGAGCGCGACGCGGACAUCCAGAACUUCGUCCGCUUCAUCUCCAGAGACGCCAUCCAGAAGGCCCUGCGCGUCUACUUAGAGAAGCUCAAACAGAAGAAAACCUAAGGGCGGGGCUGCCUGCGUGGGGCUUGUGGCCGGAUGCGCCCCCCGGGGCCCUCGGGCGGUUUUAAACAAGCUGUUUUCCAGUGUAAA
Enhydra lutris kenyoni (northern sea otter) is the source of this 2082-nucleotide messenger RNA. Its product is annotated as enoyl-CoA delta isomerase 1. NCBI's taxonomy places the organism in Eukaryota, Metazoa, Chordata, Mammalia, Carnivora, Mustelidae. Bases 1264 to 1995 code for a protein of 243 amino acids. The transcript has 6 exons. Gene Ontology annotation, biological process: fatty acid beta-oxidation. Gene Ontology annotation, cellular component: mitochondrion. The record is from RefSeq and is a predicted model, not a curated record. Gene Ontology annotation, molecular function: enoyl-CoA hydratase activity.